AUGGAGCUCUGUCAGACAUUUAAGAUGAAUGGAUUCAAUGAUGAUGCAAUCAGACUCAGAUUAUUCCCAUUUUCUUUGAGGGAGCAAGCCAAGAGUUGGUUGGUAUCUUUGCCACCUAACUCAAUCAAUACAUGGAAUGAUCUUGCACUAAAGUUUCUCUCCAAGUUCUUCACUCCAGCCAAGGCAGCUAAGCUAAGGGGGGAGAUCAACAACUUCUACCAGCUGGAUAAUGAAUCUCUAUAUGAGGCGUGGGAGAGAUUUAAAGACUUGAUAAGGAGGUGCCCGCAUCAUGGGAUAGAGAGAUGGAUGUUAGUCCAUAACUUUUAUAAUGGGUUGUGUGGUACCACUCACACACUCAUUGAUGCAGCAGCUGGUGGGGCAUUUAUGAGGAAGAGUGCCAAUGAGGCGUAUGAUUUGUUAGAAGAAAUGGCCAUUAAUAAUCAACAGUGGCCAAGUGAAAGAGAUAACUCGAAGAAAGUGGCUGGUUUGCAUGAGAUUGAUGCAAUAUCUAAGUUAACUGCUCAAGUUGAGGCUUUGACUAAACAGCAGCAAGGCAGUACAAUGGCAACCCCCGUGAUGCAAGCUCAACUUAUGUGUGAAUUAUGUGGGGGUCCUCAUGCUUAUGAAAAAUGUCAGUACGCGGAUGGUUGGAGGAAUCACCCCAAUUUUUCUUGGAAGAAUGACCAACAAGGACAGUCUUUAAUUCUGCCGUCACAACAACCAUUUCAGCAGCCACCUCCUGGAAAUUUGGAGAACCAGAUUGGGAAAUUGGCUACUCUUAUGGCCAACCGUGCUCAAGGUAACCUUCCUAGCACCACUGAAGUCAAUCCAAAAGAAGAGUGCCAGGCUAUUACAUUGAGAAGUGGGAAGAAAUAUGAAGAGCCAAGUGUGGAGCAGUCAGAUGAAGACAAGGUUCAGGAUCAACAAGCACAGGGCACAGUGGAAAAAAAGCAAGGUGAAAACAAGGUUACUGAAUACCUCCCAACCAAAGAAGCUACACCACAAGUGAGCAUAGAUCACCACAUCAAGAUUCCCUAUCCAUAA
Molecule: messenger RNA, 1044 nt
Organism: Humulus lupulus (European hop)
Lineage: Eukaryota; Viridiplantae; Streptophyta; Magnoliopsida; Rosales; Cannabaceae
Exons: 3
Coding region: 1-1044 (347 amino acids)
Source: RefSeq, a predicted model, not a curated record